Molecule: messenger RNA, 330 nt
Organism: Haemonchus placei
Lineage: Eukaryota; Metazoa; Nematoda; Chromadorea; Rhabditida; Trichostrongylidae
Source: the annotation of a GenBank genome assembly
AUGGAGGGAUUGCUCAGCGAUCUGUACACCACAAGUCUUGAUGGUUUUGUGGCAAUCACAUCGGCCAGCAAGAUGCUCCCGAUUUUCUUGGAGAAAGGGGUCAGGGUGGAUAGCAAGACCUACUUAAAAGGCGUGUUGGAGAAGGAGGCUUGGAAUGAAACAUUGUGGCUGAACAGUAGCAGUGCACUCUGUCUUGUCACCUAUUCAGCACGCAGGCACGAUCGCCUUCUCUGCGGAGAGAUUUGCUCCGACGAAGUUCGUAGAAGCGUACGUCUAUUGUCUUCAAAUAUCGACAUUGGUAUGGCCUCCCGCCAGGACAAUCCUCCUUAA